Varanus komodoensis (Komodo dragon) is the source of this 2451-nucleotide messenger RNA. RefSeq names its product tetraspanin-36-like. Gene Ontology annotation, cellular component: membrane. Gene Ontology annotation, biological process: protein localization to plasma membrane; regulation of vascular endothelial growth factor signaling pathway; protein maturation. Bases 205 to 954 code for a protein of 249 amino acids. The transcript is spliced from 7 exons. The record is from RefSeq and is a predicted model, not a curated record. Lineage: Eukaryota; Metazoa; Chordata; Lepidosauria; Squamata; Varanidae.
GUGACUGGGGAGGGCAAGGAGUGCAUCAUGUGACUCCAACUAGUAAAGCUCAGUGAAGUCUCAGAGGUGUUAGAGAGCGGAUGGGCGCACACAAAGCUGUCCUAGCGUAGUCUCUUAAUUCUGUUUGGUAGGCACCAACAAACUUGCUCUUUUAUUUAUUUAUUUUUUCCUUUUCCUUAAUAAUACACACCCCGAGAGGACAGCAUGGACUUUGGAGUAAUUGCCUCCAAGACUGUAUUGCUCUUGAUCAGCCUCGUCUUUUGGGCGGCAGCAGCGGGGCUCUCCUACGUCGGUGGAUAUGUUCUCAGCAGCUACAAGGCGUAUGACCCCUUCCUCCAGGACAAAUACGCUCUCCUGCCAGCAGUCAUCAUUAUUUGCAUCUCUGUGGUGAUGUUUGUAAUUGGGUUGAUUGGCUGCUGCGCCACCAUCCGUGAGUCCAAGGUUGGAUUGGGCGUUUUCCUGGUCAUUAUCCUGUUGAUCUUUACCGCUGAAGUGGCAGUCUUCGUCCUUGGAGUGAUUUACCGAGGAAAGGUAAAAACCGACUUGCACGGACCGAUGCUGCAAGCAUUCAAGGCCUAUGAUGGGAAAACAGAAGAGUCUCACGUGGUCGAUUACCUACAGCAGGAGCUUCAGUGCUGUGGAGUCUACAACUACACCGACUGGAUCGGUAGCAAAUGGUUCAACACCACCGGCAACAACAGUGUUCCCCUGAGCUGCUGCAAACAAAAUGUUGGCAAGAACUGCACCGGCCAGCUGAGCAAACUGGAAUUUCUCAACCUGCACGGCUGCGAGGAGAAGGUGCAGUCUGGCCUGCAGGGCGUCCUCAGCUAUGCGAUGAUUGUCAUUCUGUCGUUUGCCAUUAUGAAGUUCUUUGGCAUGCUCAGUGCCUGUGUGCUGACUUGUAGGAAAGAAGACAAUGGCUACCAGCCCCUGAAUUCGGGGACAUUUGCUUGAUAGGAAGACAAAGAAGGAUGCCCCUUUUCUUAUUCCCCAAAUAAAAUGGACUUGGAGAAGAUGUCUUGAACAAAAAAAAAGUCUGCUUUUGUAAAAUUCCAAGGGAUGGCAGUAGCUCCCACAAAUUACAUUCAAUGUGAAAUAACUUGGCUUUAGUAUAUUUAUUCGUCCAGAGACUCUUGAUGCACUGGAAUUACCAUGAAUCCCUUUCCUUGAAGAUCUUUCCCCAACCUUAUGCCCCAGAUGUGUUGGACUACAACUCCCACCAUGCUCUGCCAGGAUGGCAGUGGCUUUUCUGCCUGGGGAUUGUGGGGAUUGUAAUCCACAGCUGGGGAUCACCAAGUUGGGAAAAGACUACCUUAUAAAAAUAGCACAUGAAUCCAUGGCUCAAAAAAGGCAACCUUGUGUAUACAGACUGUAAUGCUUCUUCAAGAUAGUUGUAUGUGUGUUUUCUUAAAAGGUAAUUCAAGGAGUAAUUUUGCAAAGCUGCAAAAUAAUUUCUGCUUUCUGCUGAUCUGGAUGGCCAGCAUGUUUGCACCAAAUGCUUAAAAUUUAAUAGAUGGUUUUUAGCAUUCACCUGUGAAGAUAUUCUCACUAUCUGGACACUGUCAAAUGCUGACAAUAGCUUUUAGGUGACCAUUGAUUUUUGCUGGUGUCUCUUGGCCUUUUGGAGCAUUCCCAAAAUUCAUGGAGGAUUAUCGAGUGUGAAUGCCAACCUUCAUCAAAUGUCUGGUUGUCAUGAUACGGUGUGGCUUCUUUGGAUUUAGAGGUUGGCAAUCAUGCAGAUCGUCUUCUGUAGUACCUGUACAAUGGAAGAAAUGGCUGGUACUGUCAGCUUUGAUGGGCUAUUUGUCAGAUUUCAUCUACCACAUUCCUUUUUCAUGUGACCAGCAGUGUAAACUUAAUAUCAUAGAGUAUUUGUAAAGUUAAAUCUUGUGAUCCCAGAUUCUUGAAUGCAGCUCAUUCAAGCAAGCUCUUGCCAUAUCUUAAACUUUUAGGGUAUAAAUGAAAACUCCUGGCUAGAUUGGGUUUAUUGGGCCUAAUCCAGAACCUACAGUAGUUGCUCACAGUGGAAUGAUUAUGUGUGUGCUGGAAUCUGUCUGUCUGGAACUAAUUGAGCAUGUGACACAACUUUAACUUCACUAUCGGUGGAAACUUGCUUGCAUCCUAGAUUCUUAGACUGCACAGAGAAAAUAGAGGCUGUUCCAAAUGAGUAAGAUUUGAAUGGCCGCUUCAGCAUAAGGGUAUCCUAGUGAAAAUGCAAUGCAGUGCAAGCUUUAUGUUGUGGCUUGUUUUGCAUGUUUCUGAGCUGUUGUGUAUUUAAAUAUAUAAUAAACUUCAUGCUUUUGUAAGGAGAACUAAUCAGUUAGACAUGUGCCAGUGAGAUAUAUGAUCACUUGUUUUCCAAACCAUUUUGGUUUAAUACUUGAGAGCUGUAAAAACUACUUGGAUUAAAGUGUUGAAGGUACUUAAGUUGAAAUAAAACCUUUAAAAUAA